AAUCAUUGGAAUCUUGUGAAAAAUUGGGGAGAAGAGAGGAAGAAAAUGGAAGAAUUAAAGGAAAGAUCUUUGGAGAGAGUGGUUUCACAGAGAGCAAUGCAAAUGGGGAGUUCAUUUCCAUGUCAAAUCUGUGUGGUUGGAUUCCUUUGUGGAGUUUGCCUGACCUCCUUCUCUCCUUCUUUCUUGCUGCUCUCACUUCAUUUGGUGCCUUUCAUCUGUUUGGUUCAACUUCCACUUUUUCCACCACUAUUCUGCCUUCAAAUUUUACCUCUAAAUUCAUCACUGCAGUUAAGCUCCCAUCUUCCUAUCCUAUCUUUAUCUGUGCAUAUGAAUAUGCUUAUCCAUUUAUCCAUUUAUUAGUUGCUUGCAUGGUUACCCUAAAAGGAGUGAAAAGCAUUGGCAGAGAGCAUCUAUUUGAUUCCUUCCGCUGUAACACAAAAAGGAGUGCAUCUAUUUGAAAAAAAACAAAAACAAAAAAUCCAGAAAUGCAAAGACAAUCUAAAAUUAGAAAUACUACGGAGUAUGUUUUUUCCUAAAUAGAAAUGGUUAUAAACUUUUAUUAACCGUUCCAAUUUCACCAUGCACUAUUUAAUAAUCCAUAUUUGAAAUUCCAGUUGAACAUCAUUUAUGUCUUAAAUGCAAAUCUGAAAGGAAAGUUCUUAGUGAAGGAUUUGUAUAGCUCUAAUUGUUCAAAUCUAAUUUCAUUCAAAAUUACUUUCAGUCUUCCAAUAAAGGUUCGGAGUAGUAAUCUGGCAAAAAGAAAAAAGAUUAUGUCAACUUAGACCCCUUCAUACACAAGUAGAUUGUAGUUAAAUGUACCCGUGCAAAAUUAAGUAUAUUUGGAAAAUCAUAAUAACAUACUAGAAGUUUAGUGUUCACUGUUAAUUAUAUGGGGGAAUUUGACUUUGCACCUCAUGUUUUAGGCCAUAUUAGACUUUGCACCCCAUAUUCAAAAUCAUUAAUAUUUGCACCCCAUUAGCUCAAAAAUUGUGAAGGAGUGGGGUGCAAAGUCAAAUGAUUAUAUAGUGAAAUAGGGUGCAAAUAUUAAUGAUUUUGAAAAUGGGGUGCAAAGUCCAAUAUUAACCAAAACAUGGGGUGCAAAGUCAAAUUCUCCCUAAUUAUAUUUGAUCUAUCAAAAAAAUACACCAUGAUUGUCUAUGGAGUUAAAUCUUUUGCCAAUACACUACAUGCUAUGUAAGUAGAUUAUAUAAAAUCCUAGGCUAAGUGACCAAGUUUUAUUACCUUGUUCCUUUAGCAAGAAUGCCCCAUAUAUAUUUAUUCCAACCAUGAGCUAACAGUUUAUAACCAGCCACCAGGAGUAAAGAAUACAACUGCAGUUAAGUAUCUUCAUCUCUUGUAAAAAAAUAGCUUUUUUUUGUUAGAGUAAAUGUGCCAUUCAUUGCGUGCUUCACCUAGUAACAAGAACUAGAUCCAUUAUCCCUUUUGAUAGCCUAUUGAUUAUUUAGCAUUGGUGAUCAUUUCAUUUCAAAGGUUAACACAAUUUUUAUUUCCUUUCCAGGUUUACAAAUGAGAAUCCCUUGUAUAUCUUCUAAAGAAGAGUGAUAUACAUGAAGAUGAAGAAAUGGAACAAGAUGUGAAACGAUGUUUGUUCAAGGAGUGCUUUAUCUAAAUGAUAAGCUCCUUUGGAAUCACAUGUAUACGCGAGUGCUUAUUAUUUGAUAUGAAGGCGACUGAUUCUGAUUUACUUGAAGACGGAGAUGGAGUAGAACCAAAUGGUGCACACAUGGUUUCUCAUUGGAAUGUAAUAUCUAAUACUUAGGGUUCUGAUAGAGACUUGCAGAUGCAAACAAUGGGUUCUUGAUGGUCUGUAGACUUGAUAAAUUGAUGUGUACAAUGUAUUUUUUUUAUGAAUGAAAUAUUUGUUCACUUUUUUUUUUAUAUUUUUUGUAAUGUCUAUGCAAAUGGUUAAGUUUGUUCACUUUAAAAAUGUAACACACACACACACACAUGUAGUAAGUGUUACAUUAGA
This is a messenger RNA of Cuscuta epithymum, 1990 nucleotides long. The record is from the annotation of a GenBank genome assembly. Lineage: Eukaryota; Viridiplantae; Streptophyta; Magnoliopsida; Solanales; Convolvulaceae.